AUGUCCACGCGGAACAGCCAAUCUAUCCGGUCUAGCUGCGACCGAUGUCGCUCCCACAAACUCAAAUGCACUGUUUCCCCAGAGGACUCACGCUCAGGGCCCCAUAGAUGCACAAGAUGUAUCAGGGCACAGGUGACAUGCGUUUUUGGCCCGCGGAGCCAAUCAAAGCGCACUGCCAGUAAGAGCAAGCCCGACAAGUCCAAGCCUGACAGCGAGCCACCGCACAAGAGUUCACCGCCUGUCUGCUCGUCGUCUCUUGCUGGGAUGAACCUGGCUUCGCCUGGGGCUUGGACCCCGUGGAUCGACGAGCUUGCAUGCCAGGAAACUGAGGAGCCGCUUGCUAUUGACAUCGGCACGACAGGUGAUGGCUCAAGCAUGAGUGAUGGUGACUUCUGGGCGGAUCUGGGGAUGAGUCAAGGGUUAAAUAUGCUGGACCUUGCGCCGUCUGGUAUGCCGACAAACACUUAUCACGCGCAGUAUCCGUCUGCUUUUGAUCACAUUGCUCCAGCUGUUGCUGAGGCUGGGCACUUGAUGGACAUAUCGGAGUCUUCGGAGCACACUCCGCCACACGCCAUUGUGCAACUGUCAAAUCUCGUAACAAAGAUCCACGAGACCUCAAAGUCGCUAGAAGAAUCCCCGUGGUCCAAUGUUCCCGACGCAAAGCAGCUGCAAAACUACCCAAUUGGCCGUGUAUUGAACCUAUCUCAGGACUUCUGCGCCAUCCUUAGCUGUAUUUGGGGCACAAGUUCCAUCUCCUCCGACGCUCAUUCGUCAGGAAACGGGAGUUCUCCAAUCCCGUCGGCAGAGAUGCUUGACUACGCCGAAGUGCUAUCAUCUAUCAAAAUGAACGGUUCCCCCAGACCCGCUUCCGUCGGCAUGCCAACGAUGCUGCUCGUUCUAAGCUGCUACACAUCCCUCAUCAAGCUGUACAGCCUGGUGUUUGCCCACUUCCAGAACCACCUCACUCACCUCCCUGAGACACCGUCUCCGUACCCUUCCCAGGCAGCACUGGCCUCUCAUAGGUGGGGCUUGCAGCUCGGAGAACUGCCCUCCGCGGACGACACGUGCACCAAGAUUUGCACGGCCGUUCAGGUCCUGCUCGAUGCGUUCCAGUCCGUGGAAGACGCUGUUGGUCUUCCGCGGUCCAUCAGUGUGGUGAAGCAGAGGGCAUGUGAUGUCGAGGGUAUGGACUUUAGUGCUGAGCUGGGGAGGACGUCGCUUUGGACGGAUUACAUGGUGCACUUUGUUUUUAGGUCGACUGUGGUCAUGGCUGAUACCGAGGAGUGUGAGGAGAUGCGGGAGUUAUCCAUCAAGGUUAGAUCGCUCAAGGCGUUGAUACGUGAGAAGAUGAAUCUUUAA
Fusarium tjaetaba is the source of this 1359-nucleotide messenger RNA. Its product is annotated as Zn2Cys6 transcription factor. Gene Ontology annotation, molecular function: zinc ion binding; DNA-binding transcription factor activity, RNA polymerase II-specific. The record is from RefSeq and is a predicted model, not a curated record. Gene Ontology annotation, biological process: regulation of DNA-templated transcription. Bases 1 to 1359 code for a protein of 452 amino acids. The transcript has a single exon. Lineage: Eukaryota; Fungi; Ascomycota; Sordariomycetes; Hypocreales; Nectriaceae.